AUAAUAAUGGUAUCUCUGUGUCUUGCCAAUCAGUUCUGAGAGAUGAAAAGUGAGCUUAAUUAUCCGGUCAAUAUUCGCUUUUCUAUGUAACUUGCAAAAGCCAAUAAAUGCUGUGAAAGUACAACUAUUGUACUAAAUAGCAUAACUGCCUCUCUUCUCGGCCACCUGUAUCGCAGCUAUGGYCCUGGGACCAGAGGAUAUUAGGAAUAUACUGAAACUACUUCUCCCGAGAGACCUCUCCUAAUUACACAUGAUUACACGAUAUGCUCCACUUGUCUCAUGCAUGGUUGAUUUACCACUCGAAGUAAAUUUGAAUACUAACACAUGCAUAGAUAUAAGCUGUCUACAUCGCCUUCAAAAUCCAACCCUUUUUACGUUACCCUUGACUCAUCAAUUAGAGCUGGCAGAACAGARGUUGGAAGGCUUUUAGCCUUCUUGUCUUACGUCGACAACUUCGACAUACACUGGACUCUCGACAAUAAUAAUGUGUCUCGGAUUAGAGGACAUCCAUCCUAAAAACUUUCAACUGCGAUUUCCUUUCUUAAGGGCCUUUUCGACUUCUCCGUGGUUACCUAUACUUGUAUUCAUCUUUUAUCGUCUGGCCGUUGGGCUGUUCUGCCUGGCAUGGCUUAUCGUCAGUUUCUUCCAAACGGAUGGGAAAUGGUUCCUCUAUAUUAGCAAUUGGAUCUUCUUGUCUAUAGCCAUCUACUUCAUCGUGGGCACACUCUUAUCCAUCGCUUACAGCUGCUCGGACGAGGCCAAGUACCUUAGUAAGAUGAAAAGUACUCGCUGGGGCGCGGAACCGUACAUAGAGGGAUUUUCUGGGGACGAAAUGCCUGCCCGAAACCAACCACAUUGGUCACAGGAGCAAGACGACAGGUUAACGUUGCCUUAUAAAGUCUUUUGGAUCGUGUUUACUAUCGCAAGCGUCGGUUCUCUGCAAGUUACGCUGAUCUACUUGUUGAUAUUCCAAAAAAACAUCGACACCACCGAUGCUAGCUUGGUUAUCAUGAACUCAGUGUUCGUGACCGUSGAGCUCCUGAUWAGCAACAUCCCAGUGAUUCUUUUGCACUUUUUUUAUUCCCAUGUUUUCCAAUCCAUCUAUAUUCUCUUCACAUUCAUUUACUGGGCUAUAGGGGGAACCAGUGAAGGCAAGAGCUACAUUUAUAGGGCCUUGGAUUAUGGGGAGGAUCCUGCUUGGGCUUGUAUUAUAGUGUUUCUGUACCUCGUGAUWUUCCAGAUAUUUGCUCAUCUUUACUGCUAUCUUCUGUUCACUUUUAGAAAGUGGCUCGUUCGUAACUGGUACGCAAAAAAUUAGAAUUAUUUGUACUUCGUAAUUACAGUUUAAUCUGAUAUGCAGUCAAAAAACAAAACAACAACAAACAAAUCAAGUCAAAAUACUAUAUAAACAAAUAGAUUUAAAUGAAAUAAUAAAUCAAAAUAAGUAAAUGAAACUGAGUAUUUGCAAGUGGAAGGAGGAUCAAAAUUGAUAGACCUUGAGUGGUGAUAUAAACAUCAGUCCGCCAUAUUGGAUCUGCAAUGUUUACCAAAGUAUAUUAUACGAAAUCGAUACUCAUAAUGGACAUAAUUAAAUUAAAACCCCGAAUAAUCUAAUCAUUUAUUGAAACGCGAUUUCCAUAUAUUGUGUAUGUUUUAACAAUGUACAACAUCAAUAACAUACUCACUAUUACGCAAAUACGCAUCGGCGUAUUUUUUUAGGAAUUGAUUUUUUCAUGUUUGCAUUCACAAAACAUGAAGCCAAUUAAUAUCAAAUAAGUAAUAAGUAAUAAGUAAUAUCUAUAGGCAAACCAGCCCGUGAGACUGCACCAGGAAAAGACAAAACGCAUUUCUGAUUUUUGUAGAGUUUUGGGGGUCAUAUGGAAUCAUUCGUACUUGCAAAAAAUUCCCACAGUACGCCCCUGUAUGUAAUCAUUUCUGGAGCAUGCGUCAAGAGUGGAAAUUAGCACUUGCACACUCAAUCGGAGGAUCGUGCGGGGUCAUAGAACAUAGAAAGUGAUUGUCAGACAGGGUACAUGUGGAGUACGGCAAUGAUAUGAAUCAAUAUAAUACACAAAUUACUAACUUAUUUUAUAAUCAAGGUUGUUUUCAUUUACAAAUGAUUGUAAGGAGGACACCAAUCAUUAGCAGACCUAAAUUAAAAUUAUAAUAAUAUUAUCCAGGUACUCUUUCGACCUCACCWUCUAUGUUCAGUCAUCUUGAACAACACUGUGUAUUCCGCUUAGUUCGUGGCUGUACAUUCUAGUGUCGUUAAAAUGUGAUAAAGAUAUAUGAAUAGAAUUAAAAUAAUCACUUUUCCA
Exaiptasia diaphana is the source of this 2318-nucleotide messenger RNA. RefSeq lists its product as uncharacterized. The coding region runs from base 485 to 1318 and encodes 277 amino acids. The transcript is spliced from 2 exons. Lineage: Eukaryota; Metazoa; Cnidaria; Anthozoa; Actiniaria; Aiptasiidae. Gene Ontology annotation, cellular component: membrane. The record is from RefSeq and is a predicted model, not a curated record.